Messenger RNA from Betta splendens (Siamese fighting fish), 1441 nucleotides. RefSeq lists its product as uncharacterized. The record is from RefSeq and is a predicted model, not a curated record. NCBI's taxonomy places the organism in Eukaryota, Metazoa, Chordata, Actinopteri, Anabantiformes, Osphronemidae. The transcript is spliced from 4 exons. Bases 200 to 940 code for a protein of 246 amino acids.
CAACAAGGCCACCACUGCCAUGACUGUGACGCACUUCCUACCCCGAAUAUGACGAGCAAAAACAAAAAAAAAAGAGAAACACGCAAUAACAAACUUAUUUGCACAUGUGGAGUAUUUCCCAGGCUUCCUGGACUUUCUCCUCCUCCAGUAGCGGCCCGCACUUUGUCCUGCGCGUCUGCUCCGCUGGUGGAGGACGAGCAUGGGAUCCCCGCUCACCAGGCAGCCGGCGUUCCUCUCUCUCGUCCUGUUCUCUGUACUUGUGUCCGUGCUGGUGGAUUGUCGAGCGAUGCUCAUGAACGUCAAGCAGCGACCACAAGAAACGCAGCAGAGGCGCUUCCACGCGGGGACGCGCGCAGAGAGCGUCACUGCUGUGGGUCGUUUCUACCUGGAGCUGAGGAAACCAGUCAAAAGAGGCAUCAGUAAAUACUUUGGCGUUAAUUUGCCAGUGGGAACAGACAGAGUCAACGUUGUGUCUAUAAAGAAGCGGCUCCUCUGUAUCAACUCAAAGAGGAGGCUGUACAACUCUAGGCAAAAGGACACGGACGACUGCCUCUUCUACCACAUUUGGUUGGAUCUGAUGAAGCACCGGGCAGCGUUUGACCCCACAGGCAGGUCUCGGCUGCUCCAUAUGAUGAAGGCAGAGUUCCACACCGCUCACAAACCGCCUGACGCCUCCUCCGCCCCCACGGAGCCCUCAGUAAAACGGAAGCGAAGGAGCGAGGAGGUGAACCCCUCAGAUCCGUUAGGGUCACACCCACUUCCCUCACAUGCGGCCAAAUACAGCAAAGCUCCAGCUCACGGGCAGCACGAGCAGGACCAGGCCGGUGCCGUGUCCAAAGAAACCAUCGCGUCCUGUGACGACCCGCUGCGGGUUCUGCAGUCGCAGGGGCCCGUCAGCCCUGUCAAGACUAACAUUGCAGAGUGGGCAGAACCGCACUAGGGCGUCCUGUGUUAUGUCACGGUGUCUGUACAGGUCUGUACCUGUAGGUGCUUCGCGUUUGUCGAUUGCACAGAGCGAGAGAAUGCUUUUAUAAAAUCCUUGGAUCAAUUAUUAUAAUAAUUUUUUUUUUUAGAACCGAACUGUUUCCUCUGUUACAUCAGCACAGGUCAUCUGUUGAAAUAGCAGAUGAAGGAUGAGUUUGGCAACAUUUGACAUAAUCACAAAACAAAUUUGUCCUUCAACCUCCUUCCCCAGUUAAAAUUUAAACCUGGGAACAGAGGUUGUAAUGUAAUUAUGAAUAUUUAUGCACAAACUACAACCAGCUGGUUUGUACCAUUGUUACUAAAGAAAAUACUUUCACAAUAAAAGAUGUCAGGUGCUGGACACCGGUCGCAGCAGAGAAAUGGUAUUUAUUUAUUAAAGGUGUUAAUUGCUUUAUUUCUUUAACAUUUGUAAUAAUAAUCUGUUUAUGCAGAAGUGAAAAUAAAUAUAUCUACUCUG